AUGCAGAUCGAGGCUCUGCAGAAGGCCGUGCAGGAGCUGUCGGGCCAGUACGAGAAAGACUGCAUGGACGCGCACCUCCGCAUAGCCCAGCUGGAGGCGGAGAACAUCAGCAUCAUGAGCCGGCAGUCGGAGACGGACGGCGAGUGCGAGGCCCUGAUGGGCGAGCUGGCCGCCGUGAGGGCCGACCUCGACGCCGCCAGGGCGUCGGUCGCCUUCGUGCUGCGGGAGGUGGAGGCCAUGGAGACGAGGGCCAUCCUGGAGAGGGAGGGCACCAAGGGCGCCCUGGCGCGGAUACUGCAGCUCAACGAGGCGGUCCUGUCGUCCGCCAUCGCGGCGAUCAGGGCGGAGGAGGAGAGGUCCGUCUUCUUUCAGGAGUCCACGCUCCAGUUGCUUGACUCUGACAGGAAUCUGGAGGUGAUCAGGAGGCAGAUUGAGAUGAUGGAGCGCAUGGAGAUGGAGCUGCUGGUGAAGACGGUGGAAGUCGAGUACCUGCGGGCGGAGCUGAAGCAGGCCAAGGAGAUUUACGUGUCGCCGCCACGAGAUUCUGAUGCAACGACGGUGCUCAGUGCUGCCGGUUGCAGCAACUUGGAUGGUCAUGAUCAGGUUCAGGGACGUGAACAAACAGCAGUGGAAGAUACUGAAGCGGAGCUGGAAUUCACGUUUCAGCACUCACCAGGAUUAUCCUUUGUCUCUGAUGAGAUCGUCAGAAAGGAUUCUCAUGCCGUUCCAUCUGGUGGCAGCCAGAUGGAAUUUGGUAUAUCCGAGGAUUUAGCUGAGAAUCAGAAUAAACAAGGAGCAGCAGUGAUGGUUGGGGACACGACAGUGGCUGAAGGGAACUCCGAUGCUCAAGAAGCAAGAUGCCUUGUUGCUAAAAUCUCUGGAGAAGAUAACUAUGCCAAUCAACCACGUGUCAAAUUUAAAUGUACCUGA
Messenger RNA from Miscanthus lutarioriparius, 930 nucleotides. NCBI's taxonomy places the organism in Eukaryota, Viridiplantae, Streptophyta, Magnoliopsida, Poales, Poaceae. The record is from the annotation of a GenBank genome assembly.